This is a messenger RNA of Ornithorhynchus anatinus (platypus), 6133 nucleotides long. RefSeq names its product sorbin and SH3 domain containing 2 (gene SORBS2). Gene Ontology annotation, cellular component: neuronal cell body; synapse; dendrite. The transcript has 26 exons. Lineage: Eukaryota; Metazoa; Chordata; Mammalia; Monotremata; Ornithorhynchidae. Gene Ontology annotation, biological process: Notch signaling pathway. Bases 173 to 5101 code for a protein of 1642 amino acids. Gene Ontology annotation, molecular function: protein binding. The record is from RefSeq and is a predicted model, not a curated record.
CGAUUGCGGGCUGCUGGAAAUCCCUCGGCCGUCCCGGCCGGGCCAGCUGCCACCUCUCACCUCUCUCGCCCCCCGGCCCGGGCACAGCGUGUUGGUUUAGCGCUCGCCGGAGGCCCCGGGAACGUGCUGGACGCCGGUGUCGGAUCGCAGUGGGGCUGACUAAACCUCCGCCAUGUCUGUCGCACUAACCGCGGUGAAGAGAGUGCAGAGUUCUCCAAACCUAUUGGCCACAGGACGAGACUCUCAAUCUCCAGAUUCAGAAGCUUGGAGAGCUUACAAUGAGCGAGCCCAAGAGCCGCUGAGCGGAGAUGCGAUUUAUUCAUCACUUGCAGCAAAAGGAUUCAGAAGCGUCCGGCCCAACUUGCAAGACAAAAAACCUUCUUCCCAGGCCCCAGUAGCCGUGAACGGAAACUCCAGCGGGACUGUCGACCUGAUGAGCCGCUGGCAAAGACCCUUUUCCCCAUCUUCGUCCUACUCACUGCCGACGUCCCUCCGCUCCAGCCUCAUCAUGCAGCAUGGCAGGGCCGGGGAGCCCGGCGAGACAUGCUUCCAGCCUGCCCGAGGUCCCGACAGCCACAGCCCCACCAGCAUAAUCCCGAUCUGCCGAUCCUCUGAGGAGGAGAAGAAGGUCACGGUCAUCAAGGCGCCGCACUACCCGGGCAUCGGGCCCGUGGACGAGUCGGGCAUCCCCACUGCCAUCAGAACGACGGUGGACAGGCCAAAGGAUUGGUACAAGACCAUGUUCAAGCAGAUCCAUACAGUGCACAAGCCAGAUGAUGACACCGACAUGUACCACACUCCGUACACCUACAAUGCCGGUUUAUACCACCCCACGACCACCAAUCAGCCUCAUCCCGCAGCAAAGACCCAGACCUACCGGCCCCUGUCCAAGAGUCUCUCAGACAAUGGGCCUGAGGUCUUCAAGGAAACGCCGUCCCUGCCGCCACCCCCCCACAUCCCACCGCCCAUCCCACCUCUGCGGCCCCGGGACCGGGAAAAGCAUGACUGGGACCCCCCGGACAGGAAGGUGGACACCCGGAAGUUCCGUUCUGAGCCCAGGAGCAUCUUUGAGUACGAGCCGGGGAAAUCGUCCAUCCUCCAGCACGAAAGGCCGACUGGCCGCAUAGCCCCUGGUGACCUAGAUUUAGACCACGAGCCCUGGUAUCAGUUCUUUUCCCAGCUGGAGUUCGGGCGGCCGCCUCCUAAAAAGCCUCUGGAGUAUGAGCAACACCGAUGUCCAGGGGGCACCACUGAGGCCUCAUUAUACCAAACUUCUAUAGAGAGAGAGAGAGGCCCAGACAGACCAUCUAGCUCGGCGAGCACCGCCAGCGACUACCGGAAGAGGCGGAAGAGUGAGCCGGCCGUGGGCCACCAGAACGCCAACAGGAUCAGCCCCUGCCGGGCCGACCUCCCAAGCCCCAACCCAGCGCUCGUCAAGUCUUUCACAACCUCUUCCCCUUCUUCCCCAUCCAGAGCUCAAGGCGAAGGCGGGGCCUCAAGCCCCCCGCGCCCCCCGCGCCCACCAAGCCCGCCGCCUCCCCGGCACCAGCCGCCCCUCAGCUCCCUGGAGCCUGGCGGCCCAUGCCCGCAGCACCUAGCUGUGCCCGCGGAUGCCCGGAGGGCCCUCGGCAUGAAGAACGGGUGGCAGAGGAGCCGGCAGGAUGCCGCCGAUGUCUGGAGCAGCAGUGAGGAGGCCACGGCCCCCGCGUCCACCCCCAAACUCAAGUCCCGCAGCUGCGACGACCUCCUGGCCGAUGAUCGUGACCCCCAGGCCUCCUCGCCCCCGCCACCCCCGCAGCUGCAGCUCCGGUCCGAGAGCCUGGGCAACCUGCCGGGCGCUCCCGAGCUGGAGGUCGGGGCAGGGGCCGGGGCCGAAGCCUUCAGGGCCGGGUCCGAGGCCCUUAGAGGAGGGCCUCUCCGGCCGCGCCCGGCCCAUGGCACCCCAGGGUUCCUGCGGAUGUACCGAAAGAUGCACCGCAUCGACCGUGAGGGGCUGAUGAGCUCGGAGGCGCUGUGCUCCGUCCGGGCCCGCAUACUGCAGUACGAGCGGGAGCGGCGCGGGGGAGCCCUGCGUGGCUGGGGCCCGGCGGAGGCCGAGGGCGUCCCGCGCCACGUGGUGCCUACCCGAGUCUCGGAGUUCGAGAAGCUGAUCCAGAAGUCCAAGUCCAUGCCGGACCUGGGGGCCGGGACCCUGGAGGCCGAGGUGGCUCUGGAGGCCGAGACUCUGGGUGCCGAGGCCUUGUCCACCGGGGCGGCAGAGGGGCUGGAUGUGGCUCGGCCCGCCCCGGGCCCACCGCGGCGCUUCUCCAUCGAGUCCCUGCUGGAGGAGGAGCCCCCGGCCCCGCUCGGCCCUCGCCCCCGUACGCUGGUGCCCGUCCACAUCGAGGUGAGCGGCGGGGGCGAGCCGCCGCACCGGGCCCCGGCCGAGUCCUCGGACAGUGACCAGGACGGCGCCGUCUCUGACCCGAGCGACUGCGCCCACGUGGAUGGCUCCUCCUUCUGCAGCGAGAGCGACCUGGACCGCUUCUCCUCCUUCACGUCCUCAGAGAGCUUCCACGGCUCCGGCCACGGCCACGCCGGCAGCUUGGGGCAUGACGUCGGCCUCGGGCACUAUCACCACCACCACCACCAGCAGCCGCAGCACCACCACCACCACCAUCACCAGCACCACCACCAUCACCACCCGCGGCAGCCCAUCGGCUCCUGCAAGGGCCGCUGCCCCGCCGCCCACACGCGCUUCACCGCCAUGCAGAAACACGAGAGGGCCAGGCAGGAGCACCCGGAGGACCGGCGGAGGCCCAGGGCCGACCCCGGCCUGUCCAAGAUCGCCUUCCUGGUCAGCCCGGUGCCCUUCCGCCGGAAGAAGAGCGCCACCCCCAAGCGGAGGAGCGAGCAGGCCAAGCGCAAGGGCUCGGUGCUGGAUGCGCUGGACUCGGCCCUCAAGGACAUCUGCGAUCAGAUCAAGGCCGAGGGGCGGCGGGGCAGCCUGCCCGACAGUAGCAUCCUGCACAGGCUCUUGGCCGAGCUGCUGCCGCACGUCCCCGAGAGGACCUCCUCCCUCCGGGCCCUGAGAGAGGGCCCCCGUUGCCCGCUGCACGCGCCCGCCUGGGGACGGAUGCCCCGCAGCGCUUCCUGCCAUGAUGUGGACACCGCCCACCUCCGACCCCCACACCACCUGCACCACCCCCACCACCCCCACCGCCAGGACAGCGCCGGCUCCCUGUGCUUCCCAGAGCAAGAGUGUCCGAGGAGCUCCGGAUCUUUGGCCACGGACGGGUUCCGCGGCAGCCCCUGGGAGCGGAGAGCCACGCCGGAGAGAGAGAGGCUGCCGGCCCGGGCGGUGUAUGAUUUCAAGGCUCAGACCUCAAAGGAGCUGUCGUUCUGGAAGGGCGACACGAUCUACAUCCUCCGGAAGAUCGACCAGAAUUGGUACGAGGGCGAGCGCCUCGGGAAGGUCGGGAUCUUCCCCGUCUCCUACGUGGAGAAGCUCUCUCCGCCGGAAAGGGCACAGCCCGCGAGACCCCCGCCCCCGUCCCCACUGGGAGAGAUCGGACAAGCCGUGGCCAAGUACAAUUUUAACGCGGACACCAAUGUGGAACUGUCCCUGAGAAAGGGAGACCGAGUCGUGCUGGUGAAGCGUGUGGACCAGAACUGGUAUGAAGGGAAGGUGCCUGGCACCAACCGGCAGGGCAUCUUCCCAGUGUCCUACGUGGAAGUGGUGAAGGGGAGCGGCCCCACGGGCGGUGACGAUGACGCCGACCCACCGCCACCACCGCCGCCGCACGGCUAUGGCCACUCCACGGGCAAGAAGUCAUCGUCGUCCCCAGAGAAGGCUGAGGGGACCCUCGGAGAGGUCACCAGUGAGUGGUUGGCGCUGACUCUGGGGGCUCCACCGGUGGGCCCCACGGCCCCAACUGCACCCCUUUUCCCCGACAGCCUCUUCGAUGAAUUAGAGAAAGAGUUGGCCUCCUUAGAGUGGCUGGCCACCCCUGCCGCCCCGGGAACCGUCCACCCUCGCGUGAAGGAGGCACCUUUUGCUCCCGUCCCACCGCCAAGAGUCCCUUCCUGCCCUCCGAAAUGCCUUUCACCCCCGCCCCCAACUCCUGGCUCCCCUCCACUACCAGCGGCCUGGUCCUGGAGCGGUGUAACCGUGCAAGGCGAAAAGAUGCCCCUGGGCUGGAAGGAAGCAAGAGGUCGUCCCUCUGGCAGAGGGACAGUGAGCCUCUACCACGCCAGGGAAGCCUCUGAGGACCUCGAGGAUUCAAACACGGGGCCCUCGCCCAGAACGCUCCCGGCCAUCGAGGAGCGGGAGGAGGAGUUCCGGGAGGAACUGAUGUCAGGACUCGAAGCGGGGAUGCCAAACUGUGAAGGCCUGGGUUUCUACCAGGAGCCAGCCGAGACGUCAGAAUCCCCCAUCAGACUGUUCAUAGAGGAGGCAGAGGAGGAAGAGAAAGAUAAGGAGAAGGAGGAGGAGGAAGCAGAGGGGGAGGCAAACCAUGAUGGCCCCAAAAGCCCAGGAACAGUUGGAAGUGAUCCCGGUCUCUUUAAGCAAGAAUGCCAUGCCCCAAGUCCAGAGCUGGCCUCCGUUUCUCCUGGGAAUCGAGAGAGCCCCACCGCCUCUCUGGACCUGCUGCCCUCUAUCCCCCUGCCCCCCUGCCCCUGGGCACCGCCCUCUGAGCACCCCUCCUCCGGGCCGCAGCCUACCCAGUGCCACUCUCCUCCUCUCCUUCCUAAAUGUCCCUCCAGAUCAACCCUCGGUUCCGCCCAGCGAAAGGCCGGGCUAAACGGCGAACUCUGCGUCACGAGUAAGCCGCCUCGGAGCCCGGGGGCGGCCAGGAGAUCCGGCAGCCCGCCAGCCCGAAGCCACGAUGGCUCACCCAGGCCUCAGCGGCCUGCGUUCACCCAGGAAGGCACCCGCGGUGGAGGGGAACCGUUCCAAGCCCUGUAUCACUACAUGCCCCGCAACAAGGACGAGCUGGAGCUGUGGGAGAACGACAUCGUGGAUGUCCUGGAGAAGUGUGAUGAUGGCUGGUUUGUGGGGACCUCGAGGAGAACCAAGUUUUUUGGGACUUUCCCCGGGAACUACGUCAGGAGGCUGUAACUUCCUGUGUCAUCGCCACCUCCAGCUGGCCCGAAACCACGCUCCCCAGCUCUCGCGUCUCCCCGCUAGUGCUUCAGCCCGGCCUCACCUUCCCCACCACCCGCCAGGCUCCCCACCACCACCAAUCCCACGCCACGCAGGGCCCAGAAGCGAUUCCCGCCGAGUCCGACUUCCUCCUUUCAUCCUCCGUUUUUCAACAUUGAAGCGUGAGGCCCGAGCGGGCCCCGGAGGAUCCCGGAGAUGAAUGGAGCAUCCCGCCAGGGCCCCGUCCCUGCGCCUUACCCACGUGGCCGCGGGCGACCGGGGAUGCCAGCGAGAGGUUGCCGGUGACAGGUUCCAGCCGACAGCGUGUUUCGCCACCCUCGGCUUGACCACCCGAGCUGCCGUCUCGCUACCGAGUCACCUGUCUUCCGGCCGUGAGGAUUGCAGAUCUCGGGCCGCGGUCCGGCCCCCGGGGUGUUCGAACCCGAGGGACGGCGACCUGACGUCCCAGCCGGGCUCGGAGCCGGAGCGUGGGCCGGCCUGGGCCGGCGUCGAUCUGCACGGGCCGGUGUGGACCUGUGUAGACCACCGGUGAUCAGCAUGGUCUUCCUUGAGCAAACCCAAAUCUUUCAGCCUGGGCUUUUCCUGCGUUUGGGCAAACCCUUGAAAAUCUGGAGCGAACAAGGGAAGAUGGACAGUAAAAAGCUAUCGUCUUCUCAAGUCGCGUUGCUCUUUUAUAUAAAAGAUAUAAUCGUCGGCAACAUGAACUAUGAGAUGUUAGUGUUACUAGUAUUUAUCAGAAAAGAUUUCAAUGAAAGCAGUGUUAGUUUGAGGUGUGAAGGCUUCCUCUAACCCGGGCACUUGAAAAGAUAUUCACGGAACCUAUCGUCAGUCGUUGAUUUUUCUUUCACCACAUAUUAGUGUGUGCAUAUAUACAUAUAUGCUGUAUGUAACAUUCAUGUGCAUUUGGAUGCGUAGUUGACAGCCGUGUUCAAGCAGUCCGAGCUCCACGUUAUUUUAUAGGAAUAGAGCACUUCGAAAUGAACGUCA